Molecule: messenger RNA, 1028 nt
Organism: Acanthopagrus latus (yellowfin seabream)
Lineage: Eukaryota; Metazoa; Chordata; Actinopteri; Spariformes; Sparidae
Product: signaling threshold-regulating transmembrane adapter 1-like
Exons: 6
Coding region: 100-681 (193 amino acids)
Biological process (GO): signal transduction; regulation of T cell activation; T cell homeostasis
Cellular component (GO): plasma membrane
Molecular function (GO): kinase binding
Source: RefSeq, a predicted model, not a curated record
CACGCUGUGUGAGCACAGACAAUGCUGUAGCCUUGUUUGUCUCAUGCACAGUUCUGUAGGACAGACAGAGAGACUUGAUCUUGGAUAAACUUCAUUACCAUGACAAAUGCAACAACAAGAAACCAAACAGAAUCACCACCACCACCAGAUGGGUUGUGUAAGGAACCUACACGUACAACCGUACUCGUGCUGUUGGGAGUUCUUGGUGCACUGCUGUUGCUCUCACUCUUUUGGAAUAUUUUUUGCUGUGUAUUACGAUGCCGCUCAGGAAAGGGGAUAUGUCCAAAAAGGAAAAGACAAAGGAGUCCAAGGCAGAUGGAAGAUAAUCCUAUUUAUGGAAACAUAAGCUACAUGCAGACUGGCAUGACUUCCCUCACUGAAACGGAUCUUCCACACUCAAGGGAUCAACCGAGGGUCAAUUAUGACUCACAGUCCAAAACUCAGGAGUGCUACGCCAACCUGUCCCUGAAGGCUCCCCGGCUGCAGUCUGGCCGCAGCUCUCCACAGAUCCAGUACUCAGAUGUGGUUCAUUUAGAGGAGCCGACUGAGUCAGAGAAGGAUGAUGAAGGCAACACGGACGCCCUCUCCACCAUGUCUGAUCUGUAUGCAUCUGUGCAAACUCAGCGCGCCAAAACCGUCGACACUGCGGACGGUGGAGAGGGCUACGCCAACCAUCUCUGAGGGAAGGUUGGCUGCGGAUGCUGAGAUCAUCUUUGUGCAGCUUGAACCUGUAACCACAAGAUGGCACUGUUUAAUGUCUGUCAUUAUAUCAAACUUCACAACCCUUCUGUGUAGUGAUGCAGUGAAAGUCAAACCUCCAACAGAUAACUGAAUUGUUUCUACUGGAGAAUGUUAAAAGCAUUCCUGGCCUUGCUGAUGUUGCUGUAAAAAAGCAUUUAGUUGCAAACUUCCUAUAUAUUCUUCUCUUGGUUCUGUAUUAAAUCACACUGGUAUUAAUGAAUUGUGUUAAAUAAUUGUAUCUUUACUGAAAUGAUAACCAUGGAUUAUUAAAGCUCACCAUGUUUAAG